AUGGCGGAAGUAGGAUCGCGAUCUCGGCGAACGGAGAGCAAUUGGGAUACAUCAUGCUGCUCAGUUUUCUCAUGUAUGCAGCUCUACUGGGCACGUCUUGUUCUCCGAAAAUGGUUCAAUGUUUCUUCCCCUGAAUCAGAUUAUAGCGCUGAUUCUGACGAUGACGACUACUUAGAAACCGCGACCGGACCAGAAUAUGACCCACGUAGCUCUGGAGUGACGAAAGAUGAAUGUAGUGACGAUGGCCCUAAGAUUAGAAGACGAAAUUCUGAGACUUUCAGGAAGCAGUAUAUGGACACCAAAGCAAUCAGAAUCUGUGCCGGGACAUGGAAUGCUGGAGGAAGAGUCCCACCCACUGACUUGGAUAUCGAUGGUUGGAUAGAUACUGUUGAACCUGCAGAUAUAUAUGUUCUUGGUCUUCAGGAAAUUGUUCCUUUAAAUGCCGGAAACAUUUUCGGUAUUGAGAAUGACCAGCCUGCUUCUGAAUGGGAGAACAUUAUACGGGAUGCCCUAAACCGAGUUCGCCCUAGAAAGCUGAAGAUUGUAAGUCACAGUGAUCCCCCUUCUCCAUCAAAGUUUAAGCAAUCCGAAGAGGUCUCUUACAAUGUACAAGAUAUGUUUGUUGAAACCAGUCAUGAUGCCUGUGAUGCGAUUCGUGCAAUGGAUAAGAAUCCCAACUCUGUUGAAAGCACGGACAGACCAAUUGAAGGAGAAAAUUUACUUAUUAAUAUAGACGUUUUGGGUUCAACCAAUGACACCGUGUCUUGCUUGCCAAUCCAAGAAUAUCUACCGAGGCAGUUUUCAUCACCAAAUACACCGGACCGGAUUCUCUCAAUGCAGGUUAAUAAUGAUUCCAAAAGGGAAGAAAGAUUUAGUUACUCCGGAAGAGUUGGUUUGAGCUGGCCUGACCCUCCAUUGAUGCUGCUAAAUCAACUUGUUUUGGGAAGACGUGGUUCCUUCAAGUCAAAGAAUCUGACUCUCAUGAAACCGAGAAAACCAUCAUAUGUAAGGAUUGUGAGUAAACAGAUGGUUGGAGUGUUUCUCACCAUCUGGGUUCGAAGGAGGUUGCGCAAGCACAUCAGCAACCUUUGUGUUUCUACUGUUGGUGUUGGCAUAAUGGGCUACAUUGGUAACAAGGGAUCUGUAUCUGUGAGCAUGUCAAUCUAUCAAACACCGUUUUGUUUCUUGUGCACGCAUCUGUCGUCAGGGGAAAAGGAUGAAGAUUACCGGAAAAGAAACGAUGAUGUGCGUGAAAUUCACAGAAGAACUCAGUUUCUUCCGCAUUCUUUAAAUGUCAAUGGGGUUACAAGAAGCAUCUGUGAUCAUGAAAGAAUAAUCUGGCUGGGAGAUCUGAACUAUAGAAUUAACCUGUCGUAUGAGAAGAUACAUGAGCUUGUUGCAAGAAAGGAAUGGCAGAUGUUGGUUGAGAAUGACCAGCUUUCAAAUGAAAUGAGAAAAGGGCAUGUAUUUGGGGGAUGGUCAGAAGGAACAUUAGGUUUUCCACCAACAUACAAAUAUGAAAUCGAUUCAGAAAAUUACAUCGGAGAUGAACCAGAAUCUGGGAAACGUAAACCAGCCUGGUGUGACCGCAUCAUUUGGAAUGGAAUGGGAAUGAAGCUUCUUUGUUAUAGAAGGAACGAGCUUAAACUAUCCGAUCACCGGCCUGUGACCGCCACAUUCUUGGCUGAGGUUGAGGUUUUGUCUCCACGAAAACUUCAGCGUGCGCUUACCCUCACAUACGCGGAGAUCCAAGGCCAGGAAGCUUUUGAACACACCUAA
Messenger RNA from Arabis nemorensis, 1779 nucleotides. The record is from the annotation of a GenBank genome assembly. NCBI's taxonomy places the organism in Eukaryota, Viridiplantae, Streptophyta, Magnoliopsida, Brassicales, Brassicaceae.